AUGUGGCAAUACUUUGUGCUGAUCGCUAGUCUGUGCACUAUUCCUCUGCAGAGCAGCGCCUUUUGGUGGCCCAAGUCAACGACCGAAACUCCCCGCUCCCAGGUGCUGCAACAGAUCCCGCUCACCUACUUCCGCACCUACACAUACCAGCCGUUGGCGGGCGAGACAUUUAGCGUACCACUCUUUGGCUAUGGGGCAGCACAGACUCCGCUGCUGUCCGGGCGCCAUUACAAUCCGUAUGCGGUGACCAGCUAUGCGGCAGCACGACGUCAUGAUGCUGCCGCUGCCGGACACAAGACGGACGUAACACCACCCGCAAUGGGCAGCAGUAGCACUUUGUCCAGCACAUCGCCAGCGCCAAGUACAACGACCACCUCGACAACAACAACCACGCCGGCACCAACAACUACAACUACAACAACAACAUCAACGACAACGAGCAGCACAACCAGUGCUCCUCCUCCUCCGCCCAGCAGCACGACAGAAGCAUCAUCAUCGCAGCGCUACGCCGCCUACAAUGCGGAGUAUCCGACCUACACUCGCCGUGUGAACAAUCUCUAUAAUACCCGGCCGCAAUAUCCGUAUCCGGACUAUUUCAACUAUCAGCCGCAGAGUACGCUGUCUGAGAAAAGCGGCACUCGCAUUCAGUUUGUGCCCUGCAUGUGUCCAGUCAGCAUGCCCAGCAUGUCGAGUCUGUCGGGAAUGGGCCUUAACAGUGCCAGCACCAGCACAGACCAGGACCGACCCACGGGAGUAUCCAUUAGCAGUACCGCUGCGUAUGCUCCAGCCACAGUUGCAGAAGUUCCGAAUGUGGAACGUAACAUUGUCAGUGUACAGGCGCGACAAAUGGAGAGCGAGGAAGCUGAGUUGGAGGAUGAGGGGGAUGCUGUCUCAACGGAGGAUACUGAUACUCCCGUUGACUCGAAAGUUACCAUGGAGCAGCAGGACACCACGCCCACCCUUGAGUCCAACAGCCUGGUUUAG
This is a messenger RNA of Drosophila innubila, 984 nucleotides long. RefSeq lists its product as uncharacterized. The record is from RefSeq and is a predicted model, not a curated record. NCBI's taxonomy places the organism in Eukaryota, Metazoa, Arthropoda, Insecta, Diptera, Drosophilidae. The transcript is spliced from 3 exons. Bases 1 to 984 code for a protein of 327 amino acids.